Penicillium mononematosum is the source of this 1299-nucleotide messenger RNA. Its product is annotated as glycoside hydrolase family 76 protein. The record is from RefSeq and is a predicted model, not a curated record. NCBI's taxonomy places the organism in Eukaryota, Fungi, Ascomycota, Eurotiomycetes, Eurotiales, Aspergillaceae. The coding region runs from base 1 to 1299 and encodes 432 amino acids. Gene Ontology annotation, biological process: fungal-type cell wall biogenesis; carbohydrate catabolic process. The transcript is spliced from 4 exons. Gene Ontology annotation, molecular function: mannan endo-1,6-alpha-mannosidase activity.
AUGAUUUUGUCCAAGUGGCUGGCCACUCUGCUGGGCGGCGCGUUCGCCGUCCAGGGUGCUCUCGCUAUCGAGGUGAACGUCGACGAUGAGAACUCCCUCAAAAGCGCGGCCAAAACGGUCGCCACCACCAUGAUGGAAUACUACGACGCUCGCGAGUCCAAAGACAUCCCCGGUAAAUUCGAUGGCACCUGGUGGGAGGGCGGUUCCAUGUUCAUGACCCUUAUUCUGUACUGCAACUACAGUCAGUACCUGGGCAACGACGAUCAAGUCUUUUGGGGUCUCGCUGCUAUCACCGCCGCGGAAUUCAACUUCCCCGAACGAGAGGGCGAACCCUCCUGGGUAUCCCUCGCACAGGGUGUCUUCAACACCCAGUACCCCCGCUGGGACACGAGCAGCUGCCACGGUGGUAUGCGCUGGCAGAUUUGGCCGUACCAGGACGGAUACCUCACGAAGAACGCGAUUUCAAACGGAGGACUCUUACAGCUUUCGGCCCGCCUCGCCCUCUACACCGGAAAUAAGACAUAUGCUGACUGGGCCGAGCGCAUUUGGGAUUGGAGCGCUACAACUCCGCUGCUCAAGCAGGAGAACUGGAACAUUGCUGAUACCACGACUUGCGGCACGCAGUGCACGGAUCAUGGCGAUUUCCAGUGGACCUACAACUAUGCCACCUAUAUCAGUGGUGCUGCUUACAUGCACAACUAUACUAAUGGCACUGAAACGAAAUGGAAGGAAGGUGUUGAGGGUCUCAUCAAGACCUCGCAGCAGUUCUACCCGACCACCGGCUUCAAUGGAGCUGGCGGCCAAAUUCUAUCGGAUAUCACCUGCGAAGGCAGCGGUAAUUGCGAUCGGAACCAGAUCACCUUCAAGGCCUAUUUCACCAACUGGCUUGGAAUGCUGACUACAAUUGUCCCCGGCACUUAUGACCUGAUCUACCCUCAGCUGAAAACCUCGGCCCAGGCCGCUGCAAAGCAAUGCUCGGGUGGUGACGACGGCACGCAUUGUGGUAUUCGCUGGUACAAGCAAGCCUCUUGGGAUGGGACCAAAGGUCUGGAGCAACAAAUGGCUGUACUGGGUGUCCUGGCCGCCAAUCUGAUUCCCUUCUCGGGCAAGGCGCCAUUGACUGCAUCAUCGGGUGGAACCUCCAAGAGCAACCCGAACGCUGGCACCAAUUCCUCGGACAGUAAUGUCCCCAUAUUGAACAGCAUCGGUACCGGUGACCGUGCAGGUGCAGGCAUCUUGACCGUCAUCUUCGUCAGCGGUUGGGCUGUUGCCGUGACCUGGAUGAUCCGCGGCGGUUAA